Messenger RNA from Daucus carota subsp. sativus, 2076 nucleotides. RefSeq names its product putative pentatricopeptide repeat-containing protein At3g13770, mitochondrial. Gene Ontology annotation, cellular component: intracellular membrane-bounded organelle. Gene Ontology annotation, molecular function: zinc ion binding; RNA binding; protein binding. Gene Ontology annotation, biological process: RNA modification. NCBI's taxonomy places the organism in Eukaryota, Viridiplantae, Streptophyta, Magnoliopsida, Apiales, Apiaceae. The transcript is spliced from 2 exons. Bases 77 to 2011 code for a protein of 644 amino acids. The record is from RefSeq and is a predicted model, not a curated record.
UCGUGAUAAUUUGGAGACUCAGCUAGGCUCAGGGUUGGAUACCUUGCCCGUUGCCAAUUCCAGGUUAUACAAACACAUGAACCUGAAAAACAUACAAAAAUGUACUUCACUCCUGAAUCAUUCUCUUCAUAUAUUCUCUUCCACUUCGAACACAAUGAUCCGCAAACUAACCUCUUAUUCCCUCCCGCCAAAUUCAACAAACUCAAAAUUUGCAAUUUCUAACAGUAACCUAAAACAGGCCUUGUUAGAAAUGGCCUUCCAGGGUACUGAAAUGAAGUUUGAAGGCUAUGAUUUGCUGUUAAACGAGUGUGUAAGCCAAAAGGGUCUCAUAGAAGGCCAGAGAGUCCAGGCCCACAUGAUCAAAACCCAGUAUCUUCCACCUGUGUAUCUCAGAAACAGGUUGAUUGUUUUUUACACGAAGUGUGAGUGCCUGGAAGAUGCCAGGAUGGUGUUUGAUGAAAUUCCUGAGAGGAAUGUUGUUUCUUGGACGGCUAUGAUAUCGGGUUAUUCGCGGAGAGGGUAUGCCUCGGAAGCUCUUGUUCUUUUUGUAGAGAUGUUAAAGUCAGGUAUUGAACCUAAUGAGUUUACAUUUGCGACUGUUCUUACAUCUUGCUCAGGAGUCUCCGGGCUCCUCCACGGGAGGCAAAUCCAUAGCCAUAUAAUAAAGUUGAGUUUUGACGCCCAUGUGUAUGUUGGAAGCUCACUUCUUGACCUGUAUGCCAAAACGGGUUGGAUCCAUGAAGCACGAGUGGUGUUUGAUGGCUUGCCAGAGAGGGAUGUUGUUUCUUGCACUGCUAUCAUUUCAGGCUAUGCUCAGUUGGGUUUUGACGAAGAGGCUUUAAAGUUAUUCUGUCAGUUGCAGGAAGAGGGAAUGAUCUCCAAUUAUGUAACGUAUGCCAGUGUUUUGACUGCAAUAUCUGGUCUUGCUGCAUAUGAACAUGGAAGGCAAGUUCACAGCCAUGUACUUAGGUUUCAACUGCCAUCCUACGCGGUUCUUCAGAAUUCUUUGAUUGAUAUGUAUUCAAAAUGUGGAAACCUCACAUACUCAAGAAGGAUAUUCGAUAACAUGUCUGAAAGAACUGUCAUAACAUGGAAUACGAUGCUUGUAGGAUAUAGCAAACAUGGAAGAGGACAGGAUGCUGUUAAGGUUUUUGAAUUAAUGAGAGAAGAAAAUAAAGUUUUGCCUGAUAAAGUUACGUUUUUGGCUUUGUUAUCUGCUUGUAGCCAUGGAGGGAUGGAAAAUAGAGGACUAGAAUUUUUUGAUGAGAUGGUGCGUGGAAAAACUGGCGUUGAGCCAGAUAUUGGACAUUAUGGGACUGUUGUUGAUUUGCUUGGACGCGCUGGACAAAUAGAAAAGGCAUUUAAAUUUGUAAAGGAUAUGCCAUUUGAACCAACUGGUGCAAUUUGGGGUUCACUCUUAGGUGCUUGUAGUGUUCACCAGAAUGUUGACAUUGGACAGUAUGUUGGUAGUCAACUAUUAAUAAUAGAACCUGAAAAUGCUGGUAAUUAUGUAGUUCUUUCAAAUCUGCUCGCAUCCGCAGGAAGGUGGAAUGAAGUAAGAGUGGUAAGGGAUAUGAUGAUGGAGAAGGCCAUAACAAAGGAGCCAGGAAAGAGCUGGAUUGAAUUGGAUAAAACCAUUCACACUUUCCAUGCAGAUGAUCGAUCACAUCCACAGAAGGAAGAGGUAGCAGAAAAGGUAAGAGAGAUGUCAGUCAAGGUUAGGGAAGCUGGUUAUGUCCCAAAUCUGUCUUGUGUAUUAUAUGAUGUAGAUGAGGAGCAGAAAGGGAAAAUGCUGCUGGGGCAUAGUGAAAAGCUGGCUUUGGCUUUUGCACUAAUGUGUACCCCUCAAAAAAGGCCUAUUCGAGUAAUGAAAAAUCUCCGCAUCUGCGUUGAUUGCCAUAAUUUUGCCAAAUUUGUAUCUAAAAUUUAUGAAAGAGAAAUAUAUUUAAGGGAUAAAAGCCGAUAUCAUCAUAUUGUUGAUGGUGUCUGUUCAUGUGGAAACUAUUGGUGACUAUAAACUGUCAUGUCUUUUGUAAAAAAAAAUUUUUCUUGUUACAUUUCGCAAUCUUUGAUGGA